This is a messenger RNA of Orycteropus afer afer, 2072 nucleotides long. RefSeq names its product mannosidase alpha class 1B member 1 (gene MAN1B1). NCBI's taxonomy places the organism in Eukaryota, Metazoa, Chordata, Mammalia, Tubulidentata, Orycteropodidae. Gene Ontology annotation, biological process: N-glycan processing; carbohydrate metabolic process. The record is from RefSeq and is a predicted model, not a curated record. Gene Ontology annotation, cellular component: endoplasmic reticulum; membrane. Gene Ontology annotation, molecular function: mannosyl-oligosaccharide 1,2-alpha-mannosidase activity; calcium ion binding.
AUGUCAGAGAAGCGGAACUCUCGGUUCGCCUCAGAGUCUGGCCUCCUGACGCCGCCAGUGGGCGGGGCCCCCGGGGCCGUCGCCUCUCCGAUCAUGUAUCCGCCGCCGCCGCAUCGGGACUUCAUCUCGGUGACGCUGAGCCUUGGCGAGACCUACGACAACAGCAAAGGCGGGCGGCGGCGUUCUUGUUGGCGGAAAUGGAAGCAGCUGUCGCGCCUGCAGCGGAGCGCCCUCCUCUUGCUGUCUGCCUUCCUGCUCAUCGGUGGGCUCCUGUCCUACGCGAACUCGGCUGAUCGCUGGAAAGCCCUAAAUGACAGGUCAUCAGAAAAGCAGAUGACAGCAGGCUUCCCUGGACUGCAGCCAGCACACCCCCCCGUCUUAGCGGCUCCUCAGACAGCAGGUGCCAUGCGCGACUCACUGGAGAUUCCGCCUCAGAAGCCACUAAAGCAUUUCCGUCGGGGACCACCCAGCCUGCAGAUCAGAGCCCCUGAUAAAGCUGUGAAGGAUGGGAUCCAGGACAGCGCGGAGCACAAGAGAAGGGAGCCGGGUGACAUGCACAAGGAGGCAAACCUGCAGAGAACGGCCAUCAGCUGGAGAGGAUCUGUGAUUGAGCCUGAGCAGGGGACUGAGCCCCCGUCCAGGAGAACUGCUGUCCCCACCAAGCAGCCAGCCCCAGAAGCCAGGACUCAGAAAGCGCCAGCAGCCCCAAACACACGCCAGAAGGCUGUGGUGGAUGCCUUCCGCCAUGCGUGGAAGGGCUACCGAAAAUACGCGUGGGGCCAUGACGAGCUGAGGCCCCUAGCCAGGUCCUUCAGCGAGUGGUUCGGCCUUGGCCUCACCCUGGUCGAUGCCCUGGACACCAUGUGGAUCCUGGGCCUGACAAAAGAGUUUGAAGAAGCCAGGACGUGGGUGUCCCAAAAGUUACAGUUCCAGAAGGACGUGGACGUCAACCUGUUUGAGAGCACAAUCCGGAUCCUGGGGGGGCUGCUGAGCACGUACCACCUGACAGGGGACAGCCUCUUCCUGGAGAAAGCUAAAGAUUUUGGAAAUCGGCUGAUGCCUGCCUUCAGGACCCCCUCCAAGAUUCCGUUCUCUGACGUGAAUAUCGGCACUGGCAACGCCCACCCUCCCCGAUGGACCUCUGACAGCACGGUGGCUGAGGUGACCAGCAUUCAGCUGGAGUUCCGGGAGCUCUCUCGUCUCACUGGAGAUGGGAAGUUCCAGGAGGCCGUGGAAGAGGUGACGCGGCGUGUCCACUCCCUGUCUGGGAAGAAGGACGGACUGGUGCCCAUGUUCAUCAACACCCACAGCGGCCACUUCACGCACCGGGGCGUGUUCACGCUGGGCGCCAGGGCGGACAGCUACUACGAAUACCUGCUGAAGCAGUGGAUCCAGGGCGGGAAGAAGGAGACACGGCUGCUGGAGGACUAUGUGGAGGCCAUCGAGGGUGUGAAGAGGCACCUGCUGAGGCGUUCGGAACCCAGCAAGCUCACUUUUGUUGGGGAGCUGGCCCACGGCCGCUUUAGUGCUAAGAUGGACCACCUGGUAUGCUUCCUGCCAGGGACACUGGCUCUGGGGGCCCACCAUGGGCUACCAGCUGAGCACAUGGACCUGGCCAAGGCACUGAUGGAAACCUGCUACCAGAUGAACCGCCAGAUGGAGACGGGGCUCAGCCCGGAGAUUGCCCACUUCAACAUGGUCCCCCAGGAGGGCCACAAGGACGUGGAGGUCAAGCCGGCGGACAGGCACAACCUGCUGCGGCCAGAGACAGUGGAGAGUCUGUUCUACCUGUACCGCUGCACGGGGGACAGCAAGUACCAGGACUGGGGCUGGGAGCUCCUGCAGAGCUUCAACGCCUACACACGGGUCCCCACAGGUGGCUACUCCUCCAUCAACAACGUCCAGGAUUCCCAGAAGCCAGACCCAAGGGACAAAAUGGAGAGCUUCUUUCUGGGAGAAACGCUCAAGUACCUGUUCCUUCUCUUCUCCGAUGACACAGACCUGCUCAGCCUGGACACCUAUGUGUUCAACACUGAGGCCCACCCCCUGCCCAUCUGGACUCCCACUUAGGG